UACCCCCACUCCACGCAAUGUAAAGUAGCAUUGAAAAGCUAACGCUACUUAACCUAACAAGUUAACUCCGUAUAAUAAAAUGGAUUAUUCCAAUUAUUAUAGACAGUACAUCGAAUACGUGGAGUAUUAUAGACGUACAGUGGCAGCUACAGUUGCAGCAGAGGUCAUAAAGAGGCGACGCAUAGCUGCUGCAGCUUUUAUGAUGCAUUUAUCGAAAAAGAAAAAAAUAUAUGAGAAGAAAAAAUAUUGGGUAGCACCCAUUUUCGAAAAUCGUAACGAGCACAGUUUUUUCUUUGCGUCGGUCCCGAGAUUAAGAUUGGAGGAUUUACGAUUUCAUAAUUAUUUUCGAAUGAGUGCAACUCAGUUUGAAGAAUUGUUGGGCAUGAUUGGACCAACAAUACAGAAGCAGGACGUCGUUCGACAAUGCAUCUCACCAUCUGAACGGUUGGCAUUAACAUUGAGAUUUCUUGCUUCCGGGGACUCUGUGACAUCAAUGUCAUAUCAUUAUCUCGUGGGAGUGACAACAGCAAGUACCAUUAUUCAUGAAACAUGCAAAGCAUUGUGGGAUAUUUUGUGCCCUUUGGUUCUUCCAGGCCAACUCCAUGAAAGAGACUGGCUGGAUAUCGCCAAUGAUUACUAUGAAAAAUGGAAUUUCGUUCAUUGCAUAGGAGCCAUUGAUGGCAAGCACGUCGUUAUUCAAUGUCCCAAUAAUGCUGGAUCAGCGUUUUUUAAUUACAAACACAGUCACAGCAUAGUUCUCAUGGCUAUCUGCGAUGCUAAUUACCUGAUCCGUUUUGUGGAUAUUGGAGCACAUGGACGACGAAGUGAUGGUGGCAUUUUCAAAGAAAGUGCUAUAGGGAAAGCGUUCGAAGAAGGGCGGAUGAAUAUCCCACAGCCAGCAACAAUUGGAGAAGGAGGACCUACUUUGCCGUACUGUCUUGUGGGAGACGAGGCCUUUCCUUUAAAACCUUACUUGCUUCGUCCGUACCCUGGUAGAGGUGGACUUACAGUACAACAAAAUGUGUACAAUUACCGUCUUAGUCGUGCGAGACGAGUAGUAGAAAACGUGUUUGGUAUACUAGCCAGUCAAUGGAGAAUAUACAGAAAACCUAUUAUCGCCAGCCCUGAAAACGCCAAACUGAUCGUUCAAGCAACUGUUUGCCUCCACAAUUGGCUUCAUCGACAGGACAAUAAUGAGAACGCAUAUGUGCAUCCGUGUUUGAUCGAUGUGGAUAAUCCAGACUGUCCAAAUGGCUUUCAAUCAGGUUCUUGGCGAACCAUAAUGGAAGACGGAUGUGCAUUCAGAGACAUCUCAAACUGUGGAUCAAAUAUGAGUGCCAGACAAUGCAUAGACAUUAGAAAUGAAUUUUGUCGUUAUUUCAAUCCAAUUCAACCGAAUAUAUUUUGUUACUCUAUCUUUUUUGCAAAAGUAUAA
Molecule: messenger RNA, 1435 nt
Organism: Vollenhovia emeryi
Lineage: Eukaryota; Metazoa; Arthropoda; Insecta; Hymenoptera; Formicidae
Product: putative nuclease HARBI1
Exons: 4
Coding region: 80-1435 (451 amino acids)
Source: RefSeq, a predicted model, not a curated record